Messenger RNA from Sphaeroforma arctica JP610, 3201 nucleotides. RefSeq lists its product as hypothetical. Gene Ontology annotation, molecular function: protein domain specific binding; phospholipid binding. The transcript has 5 exons. The record is from RefSeq and is a predicted model, not a curated record. Gene Ontology annotation, cellular component: trans-Golgi network membrane. The coding region runs from base 169 to 1716 and encodes 515 amino acids. NCBI's taxonomy places the organism in Eukaryota, Ichthyosporea, Ichthyophonida.
CACAAACAGUGGACACUAUACAUGAGAGAGAGAGAGAGUUGGUAUCCCAUAUGGUAUCGUCAAGUCGGCCACUUGUUAGACCACGCACGAAAGAACAGCAGUGUGUAUUAUAAAUAGAUUAGCUAGCGUUCAAUCAAUUUAACCCUGCACUCAUAUAGACAUCAAGCCAUGAUGUCGCACUCACGCGCCAAGACGCCGCCGCCUAGACCCACCACUACAGCCCCGGCCAAAACAACACUCAAUGGGGGCGCUCCAGGGGGUCUAUUUGGCAAGAUGAAGCGGUUUGUGAAUACAAAGAUAUUCCACGUCGACAAGACCCCGGACCCCGAGAUUGAGCACAGCAUCGCACAGUUUGAUGAGGCCAAGAAAAGCUAUGUUGAUCUCAGCAAGGCUGCCAAGGCCCUCCACAAGGAUGUGACGAACACCACCACGCACAGACAGACCAUGGCGCAGCUCAUGAAAGUACUCGCAAGAAAAUCGAACCCCAGCAUCACGACUGCUUCUGUGGGAGUCCUGUACGAGAAGAAUGCACUGGCCCUGGGGAAUGCGUCUUUGCAGAGUCAGCGACUGGAGGAGCAACUCGCAACCUUCAUCUCGACUAUGGAGACCACAAUAAGCAAAACAAUGGAGGAUACAGUUAUCUCCAUCAGGCUCUGGGAGCACACGCGAACACACUUCGAUACGUUGCGGAUCGAGUUAGAGUCACCGAGUAUCAGCCCAUUACCAGCACAGGAACAAGACCUAGUCAACCGCAAACAAAAACUCGACGAAGCACGCGUGGUGGUCAAAGUCAAGCUGGAGCUACUGCAGAAGAAUCUGCUGGCCACAAUGGAACAUCAACUUGUGGAUCUUUACUGUGCAUAUGGUAAAUUUUUCGUAGACUGCGCCAAGACCUACACAAGUGAUCCUGAGUUAGGAUCUCUGCAGAAUAGACACCCACGCGCGAACACACCCAUUUCUCAUAGCUACUCGGGAUUGGAUGAGGGAGAGGAUGUCACCGAGAGUACACACCACCGCACACGGGAGAGUAUAGUUGCUGACAAUUUAAGCAGUAACAUUGGGCAGAACAAUGCUACGCCAAGUAGGGAGAGUUCUACUGCGCCUACGUCCCCGUCAAAGCAUGGGCCUGAGUAUACCACUGGAUUCAGUACCAGUGGUACAGCUAUGGUAGUGAGUAAGGGAAGUGCUGGUGGAGAUGAGGAUAAGACUGGGGAUGUUGAUAAUGUUUUUGAAGGUGGUACGCACCAUCGCAGAACACCUUCAGAGCCACCGCGUGUGUCGUUUUCGGUGACACCAGACGCUGUCAUACACGGGGAGGAUAGCGCUAAAGGGGUGCUAGCCGGGCCAAGUGAUAGUGUGCACGGUGAAGUUAUUAAGGAAAGUACUGUACGUGACCAGGGGCUCCAUGGGACGGUUGAAGGUCUGCAGAGUGAAGAUGCGACACUUGGGGAACUUUCUGUGGAUGUACAGGAGACUGACCAGAAUGCAGAUAUGUGUCCACAGAAGAGUAUACACACGCGAGAGUUGACGCCUCCCUGCUCGCGCCUCAGGGAAGGGACAGUCGAUACAGAUGCAAACUGUCCUCCCGGAGCGGAUUUAAGUGGAAAGAUAAAUUCAGAUACUAUCCCCGGUUCACCUGCAGAUGCAGAUCCAGUUGUAGACACCACUGCGUGUAUACAAGUAGAUACAGAUGCGGAUAUAAACAGCUCUAAUUAGCUCAAGUACACGCCCAUCAAGUCCCAUCUACACAGGUGUCGAUGUAGGUACAUUGCAAAACGACAGUUUCAGUUGGAUGUGCACAUUCUCAGGUGCAAGCGCCAGUCUAUAAGUUGAUUCGAAAGCACAGACAAUUGAAUGAAUCAGCUAGAGUGUAACUGCCGAUACAAAUGGUCCUGUUGGCUCAGGUUUGGGCGCAGAUAUAGACGAUUCCAAUAGCUCAGAUGUGACUGCAUAGGUAGAUGUCACCUUGCUGGUGUACAAUCAGAAGGGCCGGCAUCAAGUAACGGGCAUAAACUAUAAGCUGGUGUGAACGCCGCAGGUAAAGUAAUUGUCAGUGCGAGGUGACUAUGAGAAUCCCGGUUCAAUAUUAAUAUACAUCCGGGUACAGAUAAACGUGAAGGUUCGUCUGCGAACCCCCACAUGAGACCUGCAAAGUGACAUGGCAAAGAUGGUUAUGUGCUUGACAACGAGCACGUGGAGACCAAGCUUGAAUAUUAAUAUGCACUGUAGGACCGAUUUGGGGGGAAGAAUUUCCUUGGGAAGUGUUCGCUGGUUCAUGUCUUAUCCCACUCUUCUCAAGGAUUAUAAGGGAGAUGAAACGGGCGCUCAGAUGAGGCGCUCAUGAUACACCGUGGCAGUGGAAUACAAGGUGGACUGAGUACUUCUGGGUGCGAUGUGACCUACUUCUCACUAUGGAGGGAAGUUAACGACAUUGCUGUAUACGUAGUGGCAAGCGGUGCGUGUUUCCCGACCCACAUGAGAGGGGGUUCUUUUCUGACAUUGAGAGGGUGUAGCCAGUCGAGUAUCUCCUUCCUCUCACAACUAUACUGCGUGUGUAUUACACACAUGUACACAAGCAUUAUAGGCACACAAAUACUACACACUCAUAGCACGCGUGCCGCACAGACAUUUGGUCGUGUAUGUUCUACACACACAUUAACUUUGUACACAUGAUUCUGCGCCGCAUGCACUUACAGUUACCGUUUGUGUUUAGAGAGAACAUAAUUGCUUCAAAAACUGCUAUUUAGGGAUUUCGAAUGUUGUGUAUUUUGCCAGAUUGCUACCAUCUGCAAUUCAAAUCGUCUCACGCUACGAAUGCAAUCAAGUUGUACUGCUAUGAUAGUCAUUAAAGCAAUGUCGGAGUACAUAGUGAACUCUAGAUUUGCUCAGAGAAUUGGAAAGGGGUACUUGAGUACAGCGUAGUGUUUAAGGACGCUGACUAUAUGAGAUGCGGAUCACCGCAUUCUUGUUUCGAUUUGGCGAUCCACCUCUGCAACGUCAUUCAAUGCUCAGGCGUGGGCAAUUACCUUCGCCUUUUGCCUUCGCGUUCUUAAGUCUGUUGUAGUGUACGAAGUACGUCGAUAUUAAAGUUUGGACAAAAUCGCGGGGUACAUUUUGCAAAGAUUUUAAAACGAGAAUCAAGGGAAGAACAGGAUGUACACCGACCAUCGAUUAUCAUCACUCAUUGCCACUUUCGCUAAU